This is a messenger RNA of Rotaria socialis, 462 nucleotides long. The record is from the annotation of a GenBank genome assembly. NCBI's taxonomy places the organism in Eukaryota, Metazoa, Rotifera, Eurotatoria, Philodinida, Philodinidae.
AUGGGUCGUAUUAAUUUUGGUCCGAUGCUCGAUCACAGUCGAAAGGGUUUUCUUGAUAAAGUUCUAAUUGAUGGUAAGAUCGAAAUUAAAGAGUGGAUCGUACAUGUUUUGGAAUUUCGCCAAGGUACAUCGAAUAUAAACGGUUGGAAAUCAAUGCAGACUACGCCUGAUGCGAAGAAUAUUCUUCACGAUGGUCCUCGUCUCUUUUUUGCUACAUUUCCAAUCGACAAUCAACAAUUGAUCGGCGAUACUUACCUAAAUUUGGAUUUCAAUUGGUCGAAAGGUGUAGCAUUUUGCAAUGGUUUCAAUUUGGGCCGUUACUGGAAUGUUGGUCCACAACGGACACUCUACAUACCGGCUCAAUUACUUGUUAAAGGUGUCAAUCAAAUUCAAAUCUUCGAAUUGUAUACCUGUGGUAGCAAUCUCACUCUAGUUGAUACACCUUUGCUCAAUCAGGGAUAA